AUGCAGCCGUCCAUCACACGCAGUGUCCGUUUGCUGGGGAUGCGCGGCUUCGCUAGCCACACAAAGCCGCACGUCUACAUGCCGGAGACUGCCAUGCUGACCAACAACGGCACGCACGAGUUCAAGCGCAAAGGAUGGGAGUAUUCCGCCUAUCUGGGCAUGCUCGGUGGUCCUAUUAUACUCUUUCUGGGCCUCACGAACGCCCCUGAGACGGACUCGGACGUUUUGGCCAGAGAGGAGGUGAUUGCCAAGCGAGCAGGGAUCGAGUACCUCGUGCGGCGUGCCAGUGGUGGAGCUAUGAGACAACGGUACAUUUACAAGACGAGCGAGGUUGGCGAGCCGCCGGUGCUUCACGAGGAUGACUGA
Peronospora matthiolae is the source of this 366-nucleotide messenger RNA. Lineage: Eukaryota; Oomycota; Peronosporomycetes; Peronosporales; Peronosporaceae. The record is from the annotation of a GenBank genome assembly.